Arachis stenosperma is the source of this 2171-nucleotide messenger RNA. RefSeq names its product xyloglucan O-acetyltransferase 1. Gene Ontology annotation, molecular function: O-acetyltransferase activity. The coding region runs from base 206 to 1561 and encodes 451 amino acids. NCBI's taxonomy places the organism in Eukaryota, Viridiplantae, Streptophyta, Magnoliopsida, Fabales, Fabaceae. The transcript has 2 exons. The record is from RefSeq and is a predicted model, not a curated record. Gene Ontology annotation, cellular component: Golgi apparatus.
UUCUAGUUCUCUUCCUCCACCUUUUUCCUUAGAAAGAAACCAAACAAAACAAAACAAAACAAAAACACAUCAUUCUUUUCCUCGUUACUAAUCUGUGUAGCUAAGAAAGAAGGAACACAAGGAAGAAGAGAGAGAGAGACACACACAAAAACAAAGGACCAAAGCAAGAAAGAAAGAAAGAAAGAAAGGGAGUUUGAAGAAAGAAAUGGGAAGUACAAUCCCAUUAUUCAAAGAACAAUCCUUAUUUGUAAUCACCAAGAAGCUUCUUCCAUGGACACUCUAUGCUUUGCUUCCAUUAGCUCUACUUCGCUUGUACUUCUACCCUUUACCCCUUCCUCCUUCCCCAGAAACUGAACUUCCCCAUUCAUCAACCCCCAUCACCAUAGCUACCCACUCUUCUCUUUCUUCUUCAACCUCUCUUCCUCUUUCUUCACCUUCAUCAACUUCAGAAAAGGAAAAAGGUGGUGAUGAUGAAACAUCAUGCGACUACUUCAAUGGAGAAUGGGUCCGUGAUUUGAGAGGCCCUUUGUACAAUGGAAGCACAUGCAGCACCAUUAAAGAAGGCCAGAAUUGCAUCAAACAUGGAAGACCUGACUCAGGGUACCUUCAUUGGAGAUGGAAGCCAAGCCAAUGCAAUCUUCCAAGGUUUGAUCCUAAUGCUUUUCUCCAACUUGUUAGAAACAAGCACAUAGCUUUUGUUGGUGAUUCAAUGGCUAGGAACCAAUUAGAGUCCCUUCUUUGCAUGUUAUCAACUGUUUUGGAACCUAACCUUGUAUACCGCAAUGGGGAGGAUAAUAAAUUCCGGAAAUGGCAUUUUGUUUCCCACAAUGCAAGUGUGUCUGUGUAUUGGUCACCUUUUCUUGUUCAUGGUGUUGAGAAAUCUAGUUCAGGGCCUAAUCAUAAUGUGUUGCAUUUGGACCGUGUUGAUGAGAGGUGGGGUAAGGAUAUGGACCGAAUCGACUUGAUUGUGCUUUCGAUCGGUCAUUGGUUCUUGCAUCCUGCUGUUUAUUACGAGGGCGAUUCGGUUCUCGGAUGCCAUUAUUGUCCCGGUCUUAAUCACACUGAAAUUGGGUUCUAUGAUGUAUUGAGGAAGGCUUUGAGGACUACACUUAGUAGCAUAAUUGAGAGGAGAGGUGGUGGUAGGGAAAAUAAUAAUGGGAUUGAUGUGAUUGUGACAACUUUUUCGCCGGCACAUUUUGAGGGUGAGUGGGAUAAGGCCGGGGCUUGUCCGAAGACUAAGCCAUUUAGGAACAAGGAGAAAGAGCUUGAAGGGAUGGAUGCCGAUGUGAGGAAGAUUGAGAUCGAAGAAGUGGAAGCUGCUAAGGAAAGAGGGAAAGAGUUUGGAGGAUUUAGGUUGGAGGCAUUGGAUGUGACAAGAUUAGCAUUGUUGAGACCUGAUGGACAUCCUGGUCCUUACAUGUACCCUUUUCCAUUUGCUAAUGGGGUUCAAGAGCGAGUUCAAAAUGAUUGUGUUCAUUGGUGCUUGCCGGGGCCUAUAGAUACAUGGAAUGAGAUCUUUCUGGAGAUGAUGAAGAAGUGGGAGCGAACGACCGUGGAGUGAAUGAAAGCCGAGGUACUUCCUCUGCUUCAAAAUAACAUUAAUUUGGAUAAGAUUAUACAUUGAACUUUCAAUGUCCUGCUUUAUCUAGGUUGAUUGUUAUUAUGAAACAGAGUAAUUUUUUCCUGCUAUCUUGUUAAUUUUAGUAGUGUUUUUUUAUUAUUUUAAAUUUUUUAAUAUGUUACUGUAUUUAUCACUUGAAUGUUAGAUAUUGAAUUGGGAAGGAUCAAUUUUGUUGUUGGUAGAAAGAACAAAGAACAAAUAAGGGAUUCUUUUGUAUUUGGUAAAGAGAAAUUUUAACGAAUUAGGGAGUGGUUGGUUUACUCUUCUAUUCUUUGUUGGGGCUAUGUUCUUCCAUGAUGGAAAAAGCACUAUCUAUUGAUAGAGAAAUGGGGAAUGACAAAUUAAUAAGGGUGCAAAGCAUUGAUGUUUUUGGAAUGUGACAAUGUGUGUAGAAUGAUCAUUUAGAAGAAUGUACAAAACAAUUUAAUGUGGACUUGUGAACGAGUUCCAAACCCAUAGGGCAUGUCUUUUUCCUCCUUCCACAAUUUGGUAGGCAUCAUUUUUGCCUGGUGCUGGUGGGUUAUUUAUUUCUCUCAUUUGUUUGUGUCAA